Molecule: messenger RNA, 3321 nt
Organism: Lachancea nothofagi CBS 11611
Lineage: Eukaryota; Fungi; Ascomycota; Saccharomycetes; Saccharomycetales; Saccharomycetaceae
Source: the annotation of a GenBank genome assembly
AUGUCGAGAGUUGGGCCAGAGACCUCUAAGAGGCUCCAAAGAGAUCCUUCAUGUAUCCGAAAUAUUUGCAUUUUAGCGCACGUUGACCACGGUAAGACCUCGCUUUCAGAUUCCUUGCUAGCAUCCAAUGGUAUCAUAUCUCAGAAACUAGCCGGGAAAGUGAGAUUCUUAGAUUCAAGACCGGACGAACAACUGAGAGGUAUCACUAUGGAAUCUAGUGCCAUCUCUCUGUACUUCAGGGUCUUGCACAAACAAGAAGGCAAGGACGAACCGCUUGUCAACGAGCACCUUAUCAAUCUAAUUGAUUCUCCGGGACAUAUCGACUUUUCCAGCGAGGUCAGUACAGCGUCUAGACUUUGCGAUGGAGCGGUAGUACUGGUGGACGUUGUUGAAGGGGUAUGCUCGCAAACAAUCACCGUACUAAGGCAAUGUUGGGUGGAAAAACUGAAGCCGAUUCUGGUGCUUAAUAAAAUGGAUCGGUUAAUUACAGAGCUUCAAUUGAGUUCACAAGAGGCAUAUUUACAUUUGAACAAAAUCAUAGAACAGGUAAAUUCCAUCAUCGGUUCUUUCUUCAACGGACAGCGUUUGCUUGACGACUUAUCCUGGAGGGAGCAAUUAGAGGAGAACACCGCUGCAGAAUUUAUCGAAAAAGACGACUCUGACAUCUAUUUCAAACCAGAAAAUAAUAAUGUUGUUUUUGCAUCUGCCAUAGAUGGUUGGGGAUUCAACAUAGGCCAGUUGGCCAAAUUUUACGAGCAAAAGCUAGGCGCUAAGAGAGAGAAUUUGCAGAAAGUGCUCUGGGGUGACUUCUACAUGGAUCCUAAGACUAAAAAAUUUAUCAACAACAAAGGCUUAAAAGGGAGAACUCUAAAACCUUUGUUUGUCAGUCUAAUCCUUGACAACAUUUGGAAGAUUUACAACAAUGUACUAAUAGAGAGAAAUGCCGAGGUGUUGGAAAAAAUAACUAAAACUUUGAACAUUAAGGUCCCUCCUCGAGAUCUACGGUCUAAAGACCUGAAAAACUUGCUGCGAACUAUCAUGGGUCAGUGGUUGCCUGUCAGUGUUGCUAUAUUAUUCACGGUUAUCGAGAAAUUGCCCUCGCCCUUAGGAUCUCAGGGCGAGAAAAUGGAGAGAAUCAUUGGUACCGCACCAGGGCAUGAGCUAGUCGAUCCAAACCUAUAUGCUGCCAUGGAAACUUGUGACAAAGAUGGACCCGUUUGUGCUUAUGUGUCAAAAAUGCUUUCUAUACCAAGGGAAGAACUUCCUUUAACUGACGGGACUCCAAUCUCACCAGAUGAAUUAAUGCAAAGAAGCCGAGCUGCUCGCGAUCAAGCUUUGAAGGCAGCCAAGGCUGCAGAGCUAGUGGAGAGCAUGUCUCGAGCACAAAAAGCUGCCAAAGAGGAAUCUGAUUUCUAUCCAAGGGCGCAAGAAAGUGCUGCGACUCCAGAUGUUGAUACAGAAAAUAAAGCGGCAUUGGCAAAGUCUUUUAAACCUUCCAUGAAUGACGAGUUCGAAAUCGUCACUGAGCCUGCCAAAGCAUUUGAUUUGUCUUUGGGCCUAGGUGAAGACGAAGAGUUCGAAGUUGAUAAUGCUGAGCAUAGUGGGUACGAAUUCGACGUUACGUCAGCCGGCCUCGAUCCCAACGACCCUUUGAACGCGAUAUUUGAGUAUGAGGAAGAAGAUCCCUUCGCAGCAAGUGAGAUGAAUGCUCUCGAAGAAGAGGCUGAAGAAACUGAAGAAGAGUUUGAAGAAAGUGACGAAGUUAUGAUUGGCAUUGCCAGACUUUAUAGCGGCACUUUGAAGGUAGGGCAGAAAAUCUCAGUGCUAGGCCCAAAAUAUAACCCACACAAUCCAACUGAAUUUAUCGAAGAAGUCGAAGUGACUGACCUGUUCAUUUUCAUGGGAAGAGAACUAGUUCCUUUGAAAGAAUGUCCGCCAGGAAAUAUUGUCGGCAUCGGCGGUCUGGCCGGGAAAAUUCUGAAGAAUGGUACAAUAGUUGAUCCCAGCGUACAAGGCGCAAACUUGGUUGGUGUCAAUCUUCAUGUUACUCCUAUCUUGCGUGUCGCUCUUGAGCCAACGAAUCCAAUGCAAAUGGGCAAAUUAGCACGCGGACUGAGGUUACUAAAUCAAGCAGAUCCUUGUGUUCAAACGUACGUGGAGGAUACUGGUGAGCAUAUUCUUUGUACCGCUGGAGAGCUUCAUUUGGAACGAUGUUUGAAAGAUCUCUCUGAGAGGUUUGCAGGCAUAAGCAUAACUUCUUCAGAACCAGCGAUUCCCUAUAAGGAAACUUUCCUUUCAACUUCGGACAUGAACCCGCCAAAAGAUGCAGAAAUUGGCAGAGGGUUUGUCCAAUCCUAUUUGGACGAUUACGCUUUGAAAGUGAGGGCAGUUCCACUGCCUGAAAAGAUUACAAAUUUUCUGCUAGAGCAAGAAGCCAGUAUCAAGGCUAUCGUCGAACGGAAAGAAGAGUCCGCAAGAGUUUCUAAGUUCAGAGAGUCGUUGGACGAGCUGCUUUCAGAGGCCUCAAUGAAGGAUAAAAUUUGGGAUCAUUGCAGUUUGGACAUCUCGGCUUUCGGUGACAAAAGAAUGGGGCCUAAUAUCCUCAUUUCGAAAGUUUCGGAUAAAAGUGAGAACUCUAAGAAUUGUUACAUUGGCAACCUGGAAUACGGAAGUUCUAUUAUAAACGGAUUUGAGCUUGCAGUAAAUCAAGGUCCGCUUUGUCACGAGCCGGUUCAAGGUAUGUGCGUUUUCGUCGAGGAUAUUCACAAGAUGUCCAGUCAAGAAAUCGAAGAGUUAGAGCUUCAUAACCAUCAAGUUGAAUUGCCCAAUCUUGCCGGGCGGUUGAUAACAACAACUAGGGAUGCUAUUCAUGCUGGAUUUCUGGAUUGGUCGCCUCGUAUCAUGUGGGCUAUGUAUCGAUGCGAUAUUCAGGCUUCCGUCGAGGUAUUGGGCAAAGUAUACGCCGUCGUACAACAGAGGCGAGGUCGUAUUACUUCCGAAGAAAUGAAAGAAGGCAUCCCACUGUUCCAGAUUGAGGCCCAAAUUCCAGUAGCUGAAGCCUUUGGCUUCAGUGAGGACAUUCGCAAGAAAACAUCCGGGGCAGCGCAACCGCAGCUUAUUUUUGCCGGUUUCGAGUGUAUUGACCUUGAUCCCUUCUGGGUUCCCACCACCGAGGUAGAGCUCGAAGAGCUCGGUGAUACCGCCGACAAAGAGAAUAUCGCUAGAAGGCAUAUGAACAUGAUCCGGAAACGAAAGGGACUUUCUGUGAAUGAAAAAAUUGUGGAAAAUGCUGAAAAGCAGAGGACUUUGAAACGUAAUUAG